AUGGCCUUCCUCUGUCCGCCGAGAUUCAAAACAUCAAAGAAGAAAAAAGAGAGCGAUUCAUUAUUUCCUCGAAGAAACUUAACUGGUAGUGACAGUCUGGAUACGCUGACUCAAGUAGGACUGGCCAAAAGAGAUGAACUUGCACCUGAAUCUCGACUGAUCAUUCUCCAAAAUUUUGUGGCAUGUGUGGAUGACGAAGUAUCAGUAAAAAAAGGUGAAAUUGUAAAUGCAUUGUACAGAGACAAUGAUUGGGUCUAUUUACUCUGCGAUAAUGACAGAGAAGGUUUUGUGCCAAUUUCCUACACUCAACCAGCAAUCCGAAAACAACAACGGAUCUUUGCAGAAGACAUUGGCUCCAGUCGGAACACAGGCUCAGCUAAAAAUGCAGGGGACACUUAUUCAGCUGAAGCUCACAUCAGUUACCAAGAAGCAAGCAUUUUCCACAAAAAAGACUGCGGAAAAUUUUUAGCUGUGUAUGACUUUAAUGCGGUUGAUGACAAUGACAUAACAGUGGAAUGUGGUGACAUUGUAACUGUCCUCAACAUGGAUGAUCCUCUUUGGUUUUGGAUCAUUAAAGACUGCAAACAGGAAGGAUUUAUUCCAGCUGCUUAUCUUGUACCAAUUGUUCACACUGACCCUUCCGGUAAAGGUGUUUGA
This is a messenger RNA of Acanthosepion pharaonis, 657 nucleotides long. Lineage: Eukaryota; Metazoa; Mollusca; Cephalopoda; Sepiida; Sepiidae. The record is from the annotation of a GenBank genome assembly.